Messenger RNA from Cucurbitaria berberidis CBS 394.84, 1131 nucleotides. RefSeq names its product aldolase. The transcript has 2 exons. Gene Ontology annotation, biological process: ketone body biosynthetic process; L-leucine catabolic process. Gene Ontology annotation, molecular function: hydroxymethylglutaryl-CoA lyase activity. NCBI's taxonomy places the organism in Eukaryota, Fungi, Ascomycota, Dothideomycetes, Pleosporales, Cucurbitariaceae. Bases 1 to 1131 code for a protein of 376 amino acids. The record is from RefSeq and is a predicted model, not a curated record.
AUGUCCUCAAAGUUCGUCUGUCUUCGUUCUGCGCGUCUCGCUGCGCGCCAUCCGUGCCAUCGCAGAAGCUUCGCCUCAGCCGCCUCUAGCCGCACCGACUAUGUACGUAUCGUGGAAGUAGGCCCAAGGGAUGGAUUGCAGAAUGAGAAGCAGUCCAUACCCGUGUCGACGAAGAUAGAGCUCGUCAACAGGCUAGCACAGACUGGACUGAGGACGAUAGAAGCAGGGUCCUUCGUGUCGCCAAAAUGGGUACCCCAGAUGGCCAAUUCGUCCGAGAUACUCGAGCAUGUCCUCAAUAAUACACCGCAAUCCCCGCAUCCGAUUACCUACCAGUGGCUCCUCCCCAACGUUAGAGGCUUGGACAAUUUCCUCUCGCUGUUACACUCCAAGACACCAUCGGGACAAGACGCAUAUCCUACCCCUCCACCUUCCCCAGGGACUGGUGAAGGUCCAGCGCUAAACUCCUCCUCUCAAACCCCCUCAGCACCGAUACAUGAGCUCUCGAUAUUCACCGCGGCAACCGAAGCAUUCACACAAAAGAACACAAACUGCUCAAUAGCAGAAUCGCUAAAGCGGUUCGAGCCAAUCAUGGCGAGAGGAAAGGAGAUGAACCUCAAAGUGCGGGCCUACAUCUCGGUUGCGCUUGGAUGCCCGUACGAGGGACCGAACGUGGACCCGCACAAGGUAGCAGAACUGGCCGUCAGCCUACUCGAGAUGGGUGCCGAUGAGAUUUCCGUAGCGGACACCACAGGCAUGGGCACUGCUCCGAAGACAGCCGAGCUGUUGAAGACAUUGAGUGCUGCAGGCAUCGAGAAGGGCGAUCUAGCAUUGCACUUCCACGACACAUACGGUCAAGCACUGGUCAACUCGGUUGUUGCACUGGAGCAUGGUAUCCGCACCUUUGAUGCUGCGGUAGGCGGUCUGGGAGGCUGCCCGUUCAGCCCAGGCGCGACCGGCAACGUUGCUACUGAGGACUUGGUACACACGUUCCACAGCUUGGGUCUGAAGACGGGCGUAGAUAUCGAGAAGCUUGCUGCAAUAGGAGAGUGGAUUUCGCAAGAGCUGGGGAAGGCGGAUGAAAGUAGAGCUGGCAAGGCGACGCUAGCUCAGCUACGGAAAGUUAGACAGUAA